Messenger RNA from Trichoderma gamsii, 447 nucleotides. RefSeq lists its product as hypothetical. NCBI's taxonomy places the organism in Eukaryota, Fungi, Ascomycota, Sordariomycetes, Hypocreales, Hypocreaceae. The record is from RefSeq and is a predicted model, not a curated record. The transcript is spliced from 2 exons. The coding region runs from base 1 to 447 and encodes 148 amino acids.
AUGAAGACUUCCGCUUUCGCUACGACUGUUUUCUCCAGCCUGGCUGCCGCUGCCUCUCCCUACUGGUACAUCACCAACCUUCAAUCUCUCGAUACAACUUCUCCUACGGGGGAGAGCACUCUUCAAUUUACAUUCGAAGAUGCAAGCACUUCAUUGGUUACCAACUGCUCAUAUGUCAACGUGCCUGGAUCUGCCCGCCCAGUCACCGUGUUAACCCCCACACCCUGCGAAAACUCGCAAGUGCUCUAUACUUAUAUCAAAACCAGCCAAAAGACUGGACAAUUCAACAUCACCCUUCAGCAUCUCAACGCUGCUGGCAAUCUCCAAGGAAACCAGUACGGACUUGGAAUCGCCGACCUCGCUUGCCAAGCAGACGAGGCCCAAGGCUCAACAGCCUGCUUUGCCGCGAAUACUGAGAUUAUUCCUGGCCCUGAAACCGGCGCCUAA